CCCGCCCAACCCUGAGCAUUCCUACUCUGCACCCCCUAAAGACGACGGUCAACAUGCUAAAUUGCCCGCCCUGUUGGCCGCUGGUGGCGGGGUCGAUACGUUUGGUAAUGAAGGGCACAAUGAGAGUACCGAUUGGAUCUCCGUUCCAUCCUUCCAACCGAUUGGCGGCCCAGAAAACCGGCGCACAAGCCUCGGCCGCUUCCAACCCAUUCACUCAACCUCAACAACAACAACAUCAUCAACAACAACAACAACAAGCCGACAACCCGUUCUUCACGAUCUGAUUCUUGUCCUUCAUCUUCGUCCCUGUUCUCAUCCCCAUCUCCAUUUCUAUCUUCUCUCUCUCUCUCUCUCUGUCUUUCUCUCACCUCUCUCUCUCUCUCUUUCUCUUUGUAUUUACAUGUUGACAUAUAUAUGUAUACAUCUUUAUCACCUCGAUUGGCUCAUCGGUAUGUAUAUAUUCAUACAUACAUACAUACUCUUCAAUUCUUUUCAUCUUUCAACCCCCCCCCCUUUUUUUAACAAAAAAGACUUUUUUUUCUUUUGGUCGGUUUGGUUGGGUCUUAUAUUUGUUCUUCUUUUUUUAUUAUCUACUUUGAUAUACUCUGGUUAUAUCUUUCUACACAUAACUAAAUCAUUACCAUUAUUAUUAUUUACUUUUGUUAUGAUUUUUUUUUCUUUGUUUUUU
This is a messenger RNA of Puccinia graminis f. sp. tritici CRL 75-36-700-3, 688 nucleotides long. RefSeq lists its product as uncharacterized. The transcript is spliced from 2 exons. NCBI's taxonomy places the organism in Eukaryota, Fungi, Basidiomycota, Pucciniomycetes, Pucciniales, Pucciniaceae. The record is from RefSeq and is a predicted model, not a curated record. Bases 54 to 284 code for a protein of 76 amino acids.